GACCUUUUCAGGCAUCAAGGUAUAAACCCCAAGCGGUUCACCUUCCUGGUCAAGAGGUUGCAAACUCACGUCAGCGCUCGAGUGGAUUUCGAAGCCCAUUCUCAACAAUGACCCCGGAUAGAAUCGCACGACUCGCAGAGCUAUAACUGCAGGCGAUCCCAGCAACACUAUGCGUCUUCACCUAGUUAUCCACAGGCACGAUUUCCCUGCCACCCGGGUCCUCUGGUCGACUCCUUUCCGCUCUCCGGGUUUAUCAAAUCAACCUUCUGCUGCAUCCUCUUUCACGGCGGCUGGGUCUCAGGCGCUCAAUGCCGGGAGACGACUUAGCGGGAGCACAAGCUUCAAUACGGCCUUGACGUCGCUUUCUACGGCUGGAGGGUAUACAAUUUCCCAGCUGCUAGCAGAUAUUAAUGAGGUUGUCCCUCUCGAAACUCAGCCUAGUCGGUCGGGGUAUAGGAAAGAUGAAGGACAAUGGGGCUUGGAAGACUAUGUUGUCGAGUUGAUGGGAUCUGAGUGCUUGCAUUUUAUGGAAGUUGAUAAUCUACUGAGGGAUGGUGAUGAGCUUGUAAUUCGUCCGUUACAUUAUGAAGAAUUAGAGGUACGACAGAUAGGAGGACGUCAUCAAAUCGCGACAGAUGGUACCCAUCUUAUCGACGGAGUUGCAUUUGGGAAAAGACCUCUGAAAAGAGGUGCACCUUCUCGCCCUCCUAUCAAGAUUCCUCCAAGGAAUAAAAGGAGACGCAUAAACGAGGCAGAAUGGGUUAGCGAUCGCUCCGUCACAAGAUGCUUAGGGUUUUCACCUUCACCUCCCAGGCUUGAAGAAGGAUGGUGUGUUCACAGGAGCCUUAGCCCAGCUCCUGCUGAAGUCGGGCCACGUGCGGAUGCCAAUGGCCAACGAUCACAGGAACUAUCGGAAACGGGAGAUAAAACCGACACACAAGGAAUUGAACGGCCGCCACUAAUCUCGGAUAGCGCUGUGGUCAUAAAUGCUGUUGAUAAAUUUGAUCAUGAUGCUAUGGUGUCAGGUGGAGACACAAAAGAUAGCAGCAAACAGGCUGGUAACAGGAUAUGGACUGUGGUGAAGGAAGAGAAGUCCAUCCUCUCAUCAUCGAGCUCAGACUCCUCGGAAAGCGAGAGUGGCAUGAGUUCUUCCUCCGAAGAGUCGAGUGAAGAAGUGGAUGAUUCCAGUUCGGAUUUGUCGUCUAGCGUUUCUAGUACGAGUGCAUCGUCUUCCGUGUCAUCUUCCAUUAGUAGUGAUGAUACCUCUUCCGUCUCUGAGUCGGAUGUCUCUGUGAUUGAAGUGCAGAAACCACCCGCGAAACCUGAAGCUCUCACCUCGGAGAUUAUUGCACGGCCAAAUAUGAAUCCGCCCGGCAUGGGUUCUCGCAGAACGAAACAUAGUAAUUUGCGGACCAAACUACGAAAAAGACUUGCAAAGAUGAAGGCUGCUGGGAUUCUUCCUCAGGAUGCGAAUUUUGAUGACUUGCGUGCUUGGGAUCAGGCCGGCGUAAGGAGAAGUGUGCCGAAACCUCUAGAAUGUACAGCGGAAACUGACAAAGUGAUGUCUCCUACCAAAGCCGAGUUCGAGAAACGGCGAGCGCAACUGUUACGGGAUAUUGAAGCGGGAGGCGUAGACGUGUCUCCAAACUCUGCGCAACGGGAUCCUAAGGCUGUACAGCCUAGUUCUUCGGUUGACGCGACAGCAACGCCUGUUUCGGAAGAUCGACUGCCUAACAAAAAGGCGAAGUUAGAUUUAGCCAGCACGAGGCGUCUUCUUUUUGGCUCCCUCGGCCUACGUACCCCGAAGACUAAGAGCGACGCGGAGCGUCUAAAAGCCCAGCUUGCGGAAACAUUGAAGAAACCUGGACCUACAGCCAAAGAAGAGCAAAUCAAAGAACCGACAGAAUCAACGAGAAAUAGUCAAGCUCUUAUGCCAGUGGAGAACUGGCAAGAUUUCAUCAUUCUGAAAGCUACCGAAUGUAUAUAUGAAGAUGUGAAAGUGCCUCCGCCACCAUUUCCAUUUGUUCAAAGAUGGGACGCUGAAAGCCAAAAGCAAAUCCGCGAGCGGCGGAAUCGUGGAAAUGGUCAGAAUAAAAAGCGGAAAAGGAAAUCUUUAGUUUAUGAAGAGGAAGGCAAUCAAUACGACGGUCCCGAAAGCUAUUUGAAUACCGAGAUUACGCUAAAUUGUUCUGACAAGGAAGAUAAUGUGCAGGGAGUUUCCCCGGCCGUUGUUGAAACUACUGAGAAAUACAACGUCCAAGAGCGGUCGGGACUGGUUGAGGAAGACCUUGUGGAAGCAAGCCCUACAGAGGCAGAGGAGGAUCUCCCAUUGUUCGGGAAUGUAUCGUCCCUCCCGAAUGCCACUGAAACCGAUUUUAAACCUGGUGCUAUUAUAGCAUUUAAACAACUGGAGGUUUCGAAAGCGACCAACUGGCAGCCCGUAGUCUCAGACUAUCGCACAGCGGUCGUAGAGAGGAUUCUGGAUGACGCUUGUGUCCGACUUCGUCUCGCUAAGCGUGACAGAGAAGAACGACCACAGAAUCAGGAUACAGGCCCACGCGAAUAUUCAGGAUUUGAAAUGCCGGGUUAUGAUGAGGAUCAAGGCGAAGACGACGGGUUAAGAGAUAUGGAAGUGUGCCAGUUGAUGGAGGCAAAGCUGUUACAACAUGCACCGGCUGAAGACGGUGAAGCUGAAAAUUUGGGAGAGGUAAUUGUCGAAGAUACCCAAGCGAAUGUCCUGUCGGGCAUUGAUUCUGAUUUAACCUUUCCUCAUAAACUCCUCCCCCAUGCCGAUUCAACCAAAGCCGUGGAAGAGGAGGACAAGGGCGUUUCGAAAUUACAAGGGGAUGAGGACUAUGCGAUAGAGUCUCCAACUUUCACCGGGUUUGAAAAGACUCCGGUCCGCGAAACAAGCGAGCGGCCUGACCCGGGGGCGGCCCUGCGUCCUAUCACCGGUUCUACUGGAACUGGGAAUAAUACGGCCAUCAGCGAAUCUCCUUUGGUGCAAACAAGCUCUAUGAAAAACGCUGCCCAGGAAGUCGAUCCGGUUGUUUCAGCAUUAUCUAUACCUUCUGAGGAUGGUCUGCGCUAUAUAACCGAUCUCGAUGACACAGGGCCAGGCGGGCAUAUUAUUGGCGAGAGUCAAAAUAUCAGGUCGAAAUCCCCAGUCCACAGCGAUGCUCCUGAUUCUCAAGACGAGGAAAAGCCGUCAGGAACUAGCCAACCGGGAUCACUUUUGUCCAUUGUACCCUCUAGCGUCCAGGACGACACGAAAAAUGACCGACCCGGCUCAUCUGCUAGCUCAAUGGUGACAAAUCCAUUCUAUGAAGUGGAUCGUGUUCUGUUCGGGGAAACCAGCGAUGGAACAGCGCUAGAUGCUAUGAUUUCAUCCACCGCGCCUCCUCGGAUCACUGAGCCGUCCGAACCCAAGAGAUCUGCUCGAGUUCGGCGCCCGGUCCUUUCAUCUCCGCGCCAACGAUCUCCUGAACCAUUGUUCGUUUACGGGGAUGAUGAUAGGGACGGGGACUACCAACCGGAUAUUUCCGAGCAAUCAAGUUCCAAGGAGAGGUCAAGAUCCUCCCAGAUUGUUAAGGAGGAACCCAUGAGUUCGCAGGCCCCCAAAUGUCAAUUGCAAAUCCCCGAGGGCUCCCAGCUCGUCGACCUGACGCUGUCCAGUGAUCCUGUAUCGCCUGGAAACAGCGAUGGGGAUUUUGCAAAGUCGCAAGGGCUACCCAGCUCUGUCCAGUACCGAAGACGUCGACCAAGGAGGGCAAACUCGUCGAUGAAGAGGAACGGUUCGCUGGAGCGAAGGGUGAAGACGAGGAGGAGCGCGAUAUAG
Molecule: messenger RNA, 3838 nt
Organism: Coccidioides posadasii C735 delta SOWgp
Lineage: Eukaryota; Fungi; Ascomycota; Eurotiomycetes; Onygenales; Onygenaceae
Source: RefSeq, a predicted model, not a curated record